AAAACCACACACACAUAAAAAGCAAAACAAAGUGUUGAAGAAGAAGAAGAAGAAGAAGAAGAAAAACCUCUCUGUUUUCCAUAUACACCAAUUUCUAUUCAAAGUGUUGUAAGUUUUUGACUUAUCAAAAACUCAGCGAUUGCAUAGUCGUAUCGUUCAAUUCUGUGAAAAACAAGUUUAGAAUGGCAAGUUCUCAAGUGUUUUCCGAUGACCGGAGGUCCGGCAAGUCGCCGGAGAAAUCAAAUUUUGCGCUGACUUGUAACCGAUUGAGUCAGUUUCUCAAGGAAAGAAGGAGCCUUGGAGAUCUAGGGUUUGAAAUCGCCGGAAAAAUCGACACCAAAGGGAGACCCGAAACCACAAGAAAUAUGGUUCCGAAGGUGGAAAAACCGGUCGGGUCAUGGGCACAACAUGGACUUAUGGAUCUCUUUCCUCAGCAUGCUGAUCUCCCAAAUAAAUCUAUUUCCAGGUUUGUUUCCUUUCUCAAGUCCUAUGCUCUCAUCAAAGCUGGGGAUCUCAUGCUUUUCGCUGGCAGCGAAACCAAUCCUGUUCCAGCCCCCAAUCCUAUUCCAGCCCUCGGAACAGAAAAUCAGAUCAAGUCAGGUGUUUCUGCAGCCUCAGGCUCGUUUACUCAAAACCAUCUUCAAUCACAAACUAAAGCUACUCAUUCCGAUCUGCCAGUGCCAAUAGCAAGAAGGGCAUCGCUUCACCGGUUCUUUGAGAAGAGAAAAGACAGGGCCACUGCUAGAGCACCAUACCAAGUACAUGGCGGUCCAUCGACUUCUUCAUCUUCCAAGCAUGAGGAACAGCUUGAUCUCAAGUUGUAGACAUCACUUUGUUUUGUGAUGAACUCAUUUUAGAUUCUAACUCUCUCAUCUAUUUACUUUAUUUCUUAUAUCAACUUUGUUCUUUUUUAAGGUUCUUGUUAGAGUUAUGAAUUAUGUAAAUCAGUAUUUAAUUUAUCAAGUUGUUCAAGGUUGAAGAUUUUUAAGAUUUGUUAUAAGCAUUUUUCUUCAUUA
Molecule: messenger RNA, 1016 nt
Organism: Camellia sinensis
Lineage: Eukaryota; Viridiplantae; Streptophyta; Magnoliopsida; Ericales; Theaceae
Source: RefSeq, a predicted model, not a curated record